This is a messenger RNA of Gadus macrocephalus (Pacific cod), 2661 nucleotides long. RefSeq names its product NADH:ubiquinone oxidoreductase subunit A10 (gene ndufa10). Gene Ontology annotation, cellular component: cytoplasm. NCBI's taxonomy places the organism in Eukaryota, Metazoa, Chordata, Actinopteri, Gadiformes, Gadidae. The transcript has 9 exons. The record is from RefSeq and is a predicted model, not a curated record. Gene Ontology annotation, biological process: mitochondrial electron transport, NADH to ubiquinone.
ACGUCUAAUGUAGAGGACGGGUGCGUAAAGGCCACCUCUGACGUCUUGAGCCUGCGCCUUUUAGGGGACAUCUCUUCGGUCGGGCUGUCAGUUUUAGAAGAAUAGUAAACAUGGCCCUUAGGGUUAUCCGGCUGGCAAUUCCGUCCGGAUCAGCGUUCUUCAAUGCUGGGAUAACGGCACAGACGGCCGGUAUCCACACGAGUGCAGUACGAAACCUUCGUUAUGGCUGGUGGACCUAUGUACUGGGCGAGAGGACAACUCCAAGGUUUAAAGAGUUCAGCAAAAUCAUCUCCGUGGAUGGAAAUUUGGCCUCUGGGAAAGGGGCACUCGCGCAAAAACUGGCUGAUAAACUAGGUAUGCUUUACAUGCCAGAGGCAGACACUUUCUACAUGGACAAGAUGACUGGGGAGAAAGAGCCAUUGCCCGAAGCAUACAAUGGGAUGUGUAACCUGGAGAAGUUCUACACAGACCCCAAGUGUGGGGAUGGAAACUCCUACAGGCUACAGCUGUGGAUGUACACCAUGAGGCUGCUGCAGUACUCCGACGCCAUUGAGCACCUGCUCACCACUGGUCAAGGUGUGAUUCUGGAGCGCUCCCCUUUCAGUGACAUGGUGUUCAUGGAGGCUAUGUACAAACAAGGCUACAUCAGGAAACAAUGUGUGGACCACUACAACGAGAUCAAAGGCAUUAGCAUUUGCGAGUUCCUGCCGCCCCAUAUUGUGAUCUAUGUGGACCAGGCAGCCGAGGAAGUGCAGAAGAAGCUGAAACAAAGUAGCCAGUCUCAUCUGCAGAACGUGCCCCUGGCGUAUCUCAAGGCAAUUGAAGAUUCGUACAAGAAGAACUUCCUGCCAAAGAUUGGCGAAACCUCAGAAGUGCUUGCCUAUGAUACAGUUCAAGCCCAAAUAUUGAAAGGGUAAGUUGCAGAAGACGAAGAGUAUUUGAAGUUUGAGAAGGGACCAUGGUUGGAUCAGGAUGACAUCAGCUACCACCACAUGAGAAUGCUUGUGGAAGACAAACACAAGGUGGCCAACCUCACCUUCAUCCCCAAGUUCCUGCCGGAAAUCACCAUUGGCGCCCACGAGUACGACGAAAGCUACUACAAGUUUAAAUCGGUAUGUAUGGUGCAUUGGGGGACGGGGGACGGGGACGGACAGAUGGCACCUAGUCCACCGGGACUUGCCGACGGGUAUUCUAAGCGGAUCGUAUCGCAGAUUGCGAGUUACACGCCUGCCCCUACAGAGAUGGUAUCUCCAAAGUCCUAAGCCCUUUUCUAUUGCUUUUUCUUCUCCGAUAAAUAAAUUAGUUUGUUCCUUUAUCUUCCUUUCUCCCCCCCCCCCCCCCUGUGAGCUCGGUUGUCGGUGAUACGAGGGCAUACUGCCUUCCACAGGGACGAAAGUCAUUUUCCUGCUACCUUCAAACGGCGAAAUCGGUUUCCGUGCUCACGAGACGGCAAAUGCCACGCGAAGGAAUAUACCGCCAGGUUCCUGGGCAUCAUCAGUCUUGCAGGAAAACAUUUGAGUGUGACCUUUUCUGUUUAUUCAGUGAAACUUAGUUGUUUGCGCCCCACCCCCCCCCCCCCAAACACCACUGCACCCAUUGCAACAAACAUGGGGCUGUGUAACUGUGAUGCAGGGGACUCUGACCUGACCUUUUCUGCACAGAAACGGCGGUGAGAUUGCGUAACGGUUGCUUUGGGGGGACACAUGACGUCAGAGGACAUUUUGGAUUUGGAAGUUCUCUGGGUACCGUUUUUGUAUUGGUAGGCACCGUGCUGUCGGGUACAAUACCAGGCGCAGAGGAAGCAGCUCAUUCGCUUUUGAUACCGAGAUUGAAUCCAAUCACUUUUCAGUGACCACUGACAAGCCUUGGGUUGUUGUAUUAAAAGCAUUAUGAAUGCAGCUGUAAUUCCCCCCACCCCGCCUCCCAGUCGACUGUCAUUUUCAUCGCUUGCCGGCUGCACCAACAAAGACUGAAGUCACUAUGACAUUUUAACGCACCUUUACUCGGGUGUGAAUAUUAUUCCCUUGGCCUGUCAGGUAAUACAAAUAUCACAGAAUAUACAUUUGUACAUGAAAGGUGAAUCAGUGAAGUGAUUUGAAAAGAAACCCCAUGUUUCGUGUCGGAAUUAAUGUGAUGACUGAAAUGGUUGUGAGGUCAUUACAUUUCUUUGGAAGCGUUUCAGCAUCUAAGACAAAAAGCCAACGUGGGCGGUUGGUAUUUGGGCAUAUGGCCAAGCCACAUCGUGAAACCAGGAAUGAAGGUCAUGUCUCAGCGAGAGUAGGCCGCGGUUAUUGCCUCCUUUUUUUCUGGUUGUUAUUUUAGUUGCUUCCCAUUCAAUGCGCCACGUUCCCAAACGGCAAGACUAAUGUGCUGACAAAAUGCAUGUGACAGAGGGUGGCCCGGCUGUCUGUCACUCUGUCACUGAUGUGCCUGCACAUUAGCCCUAACUCAUACAGCGCCGUUUGCCACCGGCAUGCCAUGUGAUGGACUGCGACUGGAUGUGCGCUCGGCCUGACGAUUAGUCGGCGAGCCUUGUCAUGGCCGCGGGAAAGACCCCAAGGAUCGACAUGCAUCCUCCUUACCGGAUACUUCUUCUGCAAAGGCUUCAGGGAACAGAGCCCUGAUCUUUUUUUUCCCAUCAGAUAAGCACUCUUAAAGAAA